CUAUUGUAUUAAUUAUUUUGUUAAUGUUAUUGAUCUAUAUUUAUGGUUGUAAUAACAAAGAUUUGAUGAAACCAGUUUGUUCGCCUACAAGGUCAAUUCAAGACAUAGAGAAUCCCAGAUUACAGUUAUCUUAAUGUAAUUCCCAGUUCAUUAAAGAAAUAACAAUAUUUAGUGUCAAAAUGUUUGUUAAAAGAGUAUCACUGCUUAUAUUUCUUUCGACAAACUUUCUUUCUUAUGAACAGUUUGCGAUCCCAGAUGCUACUUUAGAAGCCUACACUCCUAAAGGAUUUAGGGCAUCUAUACCUGCUUUGCCAGGUAUUCAAAUGUUUGCAUUUCAUGCAAAUGUAAACAAAAAUAUAACACAAGUUGAUCCCGGCGAUUACAGACAAGACUACACUUCUCCUGAGGGCAAAGUGUGGUCUUACUUUAAUAGUGAUUUGUCUCUACAAAUCGGGGAUACCGUCCACUAUUGGGUUUUCGUUCAAUUUGAAAAAUUAGGGUACCGAAAAGACAACGUAAUAUGGACUGUUACCGAACUUCUUCAGUUACCAAAUGGUACUUGUGAUCCUACGUCGACAGAGGUUAAUGGACAAACUCAAGUUUGUAAAAACCUGGUUGUUUUUGAAGAUAAUUUUAGAGGUGAUAAAAUUAAUGAAAAUAAGUGGUUUUUGGAACAGUAUAUACCGACAUAUUCUAGUGUGGAUUCUGAAUUUGUUUCCUACCAGAAAAAACAGUGUUACAUCAAUGGAGAUAAAUUAUUUAUAAAACCUCAUGCUGCACAGAACGACGAUGAUGUGAAUGGUGAAUUAGACUUCCGUGGAAAAUGUACACGUCAAUCAGAAAAUGAAUGUUACCUAGUACGAGCGAUUUACUUAAUAGUUCCUCCAGUAGCUUCUGGUAGAAUUGUUUCCAAGUUUAAAUUUCGAUAUGGUAUAAUCGAAAUUAAAGCCAAGUUGCCCGCUGGGGACUGGAUCUAUCCUCAAAUAUAUUUGGAAAAAGUAAGUGAUCCUAAAGAGAAAAUAUGGAUAAGCUAUGCUAGGGGAAAUGAUCAACUAGUAUUGAGAAAUAAAGAAGAUCUUGGUGGUAAACUACUUUUUGGUGGUCUAGUAAUAGAUCCAGAAGAGCCUGGAAGAAGCCAAUUUUUAAAAAGCAAACGUAACAAUUCUCCAUUUACGAAAGAAAUGCAUGUUUAUACAGUCAUUUGGACUAAAGAUAAAUUGUCUUUGCUAGUGGAUGGUAACCAAUAUGGUGAAUUAGACAGGGAAGCCCUUAGCCUAAUAAACUUCUCAGAAGACGAUAUGGUCCAUAUAGUUUUGGGAGUUGGUGUUGGUGGAAAUAAUGACUUCCCUGAUGAUGCCCAAUCAGGGAAUAGCAGAAAGCCAUGGAAAAAUAGACAUCCCAAAGAAGUGAAGCAGUUCUUUAAUGCAAGGUCUGAGUGGCUUAGCACUUGGAAGGGUGAUAAUACAGCUUUACAAGUCGAUUACGUCAAAGUUACGGCUUUAUAAAAUAGUGAAAUCGGAUAGGUUACUUAAUGAAAAAAAGUGCCAUAUAUCAUUUUAUUGACAAUUUUAGAAUAAAAACAUUGAAACAUUAAUACAAUCAUGAAAACAAAAUUAAAACUCAUGCAACAUAAAGUUUGAUCACCUAGAAAUAUCAUUAAGCUUUAAAAAACAUAUUACAUGAAUCUAUGUAAUGAUGAAAACAUCGUCUUGUGCUGAAAAAGAUUUCAUGAAACAACAAGUGCGUGUUAUAGCAGUGUUGAAACUACCAUCGACCGCAUCUGCAUUGUGUUUAAUUUCAGACAUUUCAAUAUCAAAUUCCGUUAAGUUACUUUUUUCAUUUGAACUAAAAUUUAAAUCUUCUUGUAUGCUCAUUUGUGUCUCACCUAAAAUGUAUAAUACACAUAUAUAAUUUUA
Messenger RNA from Tribolium madens (black flour beetle), 1916 nucleotides. RefSeq names its product beta-1,3-glucan-binding protein-like (gene Gnbp2). NCBI's taxonomy places the organism in Eukaryota, Metazoa, Arthropoda, Insecta, Coleoptera, Tenebrionidae. The record is from RefSeq and is a predicted model, not a curated record. Bases 180 to 1505 code for a protein of 441 amino acids. Gene Ontology annotation, biological process: carbohydrate metabolic process. Gene Ontology annotation, molecular function: hydrolase activity, hydrolyzing O-glycosyl compounds; carbohydrate binding. The transcript is spliced from 8 exons.